CAGCCGGACCCAUUCCCUGCGUCUGCCAGUCCCGCCACGGAUUCAUCUGGGAUCCUCAGAGGAGCCCGGAGAGACGAGGGAUCAAGGCAGCCCAUUAGAGCCAAUUGCCCGCUUCGGGGACUGCCAGCCCUUCCAGGCCCGGUGACGGGGGAGGGAGGGGAAAGACGAACCAGCGCUGCUGCGGGAAGACACUGAGGCAAGAACGACUCGCCCCCCCACCCCCACCUUGCAGCACAGGCUUUGAAAGCUGCUCCCCCAUCUGAAUGGAAACUCGGAACCACCGGGCGGCGCGUUCCUUCUCACCCAGCCUUGCAAUCCAUGCCGAGGGGAAGGCGGUGCGAGCCCGCACCAGCGUCCAGCUCCUGGGACAGGGCCCGCAAGACUGCUGAGCAGAACUUGACCGAGCCCCUUCCUCGCUGCUAGUGGAAGCGAUGCUGCACGGCACAGCCAGCGCUUCCCCGGCUCUCCUUCAAGCUGAAGGUUACCCACCCGCGCAGCCAGCCCCAACCCUGUGAGCGCCGCGCCUCGGGUCGCGGCUCCUGCUGCUUGGCGGCGGCGCGCAGGGCAACGACCGGGCCGCCCGCGCCGGGGCGCACUGCACCAGCGGCUUCGGCUUGGUGGAUGUGUAUGCAUGAGUUCUGCACCGAAUGGGCGCAAAAAGCGCCCCAGCCGGUCCACCCGCUCUUCGAUCUUCCAGAUCAGCAAGCCCCCGCUGCAGAGCGGGGAUUGGGAGCGCAGGGGCAGCGGCUGCGAGAGCGCCCACAAAACCCAACGAGCCCUGGACGACUGCAAGAUGCUUGUCCAAGAGUUCAACACGCAAGUGGCCCUGUACCGAGAGUUGGUCAUUUCUAUUGGGGACGUCUCGGUCAGCUGCCCCUCACUCCGGGUGGAAAUGCACAAGACAAGAACCAAAGGCUGUGAAAUGGCCCGACAGGCACACCAAAAACUUGCUGCCAUCUCGGGGUAG
Molecule: messenger RNA, 967 nt
Organism: Ceratotherium simum simum (southern white rhinoceros)
Lineage: Eukaryota; Metazoa; Chordata; Mammalia; Perissodactyla; Rhinocerotidae
Source: RefSeq, a predicted model, not a curated record